Sphenostylis stenocarpa is the source of this 444-nucleotide messenger RNA. The record is from the annotation of a GenBank genome assembly. Lineage: Eukaryota; Viridiplantae; Streptophyta; Magnoliopsida; Fabales; Fabaceae.
AUGGGGGGUUCAUACCCAUCCGGCCCCACACAACGGACCGUACCACCACGAUGGGGGUUCAUACCCAUCCGGUCCCACACAACGGACCGUACCCGGCCGAUGGGGGGUUUAUACCCAUCAACCAAAGGAUCGGCUACGUCACAAGUAGUAUCUGGAGGUUCUACCACGUGUUCACCAAAGGGAUCGGCUACGUCAGAAGUAGUAUCUCAGAGGCACACGACCACCACAUCUCCCCAGAGGAUCAUCCGCCACAAGAUGGGACAUCCGAAAGGUAACCGGGCAAGAGGGUCAACUCCUUUACCCCCAGUCGAUCAUCCCGACAACGAAGGCCAGCAAUCGACUGGAUGGGUAAAGGGGGCAGCUGUAGACCCCAAAUCUUGCCGGGCUCCAAAUAAAGUCGAAGAUCCCCUAUUCGAAGACGGCCGAAGCCUAACAAGCCACUAG